AAUUAGGUCCACCUGUGCCAUUUGUAUCCGUGAUGUUGCAGGUUUCACCGGUGGGAGGCGCCUGAUUUUAAAUUUCUCACAGGUGAGAUGCAUAAAACAGGUAAGAUGAGGAUCGACGCCACUUCUGCUUCGUUUGUCAUCGGCGUUGAGGUAUUCACAGCGCUGUAAAAUGGGUUCCAAACUCGAGAGUGCAAUGGAGGGGCUAAUUCGAGUGUUCCACUCAUACUCCUCAAAAGAAGGGGACAAGUACAAGCUGAGCAAAGUUGAGCUGAAGAAUCUGUUGCAGGGCGAACUGAGUGACUUCCUGGCGGCAAGUAAGGACCCUAUGGUAGUAGAGAAGAUCAUGAGUGAUCUGGAUGAAAACAAAGAUGGCGAAGUGGACUUUCAGGAGUUUGUCAUCUUGGUUGCUGCGCUGACCGUGGCCUGUAACGAGUUCUUUGUAGAGAGCCUGAAUGAAUGAGUUUGGAAACAGUCUGUGACCUUGGCGUUCUACUCAAUAUUCCUUGUUAAUAAAACAAACAUGUGUGCUUGAAUUUUUUUAUACUUUUUGACAGAAACCGGCAAAGGUUUCAAUGUUGUCACAUAAUGGUGAUUUCUAACAAAGGCUCUUGACUGUUGUAAAAUGAUUGCCGCUGUAGAGAAUCCUGCAAUGGACUGACCAGUUUCGGUGUACGAUCACUCUCA
Molecule: messenger RNA, 684 nt
Organism: Salvelinus namaycush (lake trout)
Lineage: Eukaryota; Metazoa; Chordata; Actinopteri; Salmoniformes; Salmonidae
Product: protein S100-A1
Exons: 3
Coding region: 170-460 (96 amino acids)
Molecular function (GO): calcium ion binding
Source: RefSeq, a predicted model, not a curated record